Messenger RNA from Phoenix dactylifera (date palm), 1049 nucleotides. The record is from RefSeq and is a predicted model, not a curated record. NCBI's taxonomy places the organism in Eukaryota, Viridiplantae, Streptophyta, Magnoliopsida, Arecales, Arecaceae.
GGUAAGCCGAAAGAAGGAUAGGCGAGCUGGGGUUUCCUCUUCUGUCCAGGGUUUGGGGUUUUUCGGAUCUCCGUUCUACUCCUCCUCCUCCUUUCUGAUGGCCAACGGGAGCGGUCGAUUGAAAGGGACGGUGAAGUGGUUCAACGGGGCGAAGGGGUUCGGCUUUAUCACGCCGGACGACGGGGGCGAGGACCUCUUCGUUCACCAGUCGUCGAUCAAGGCGGAGGGCUACCGGAGCCUCGCGGAGGGCGAGGCCGUGGAGUUCGCCAUCGCCGAGGGCGAAGACGGCCGCACCAAGGCAGUCGAUGUCACCGGCCCUGAUGGAUCCAGCGUCCAGGGCGGCGGCCGAAGGGAUGGAUUUGGAGGCGGAGGCGGCCGUGGUUAUGGAGGGGGGUACGAGUUUGACGGUGGCGCAGGCAGGAGCGGCGGAGUGAGAGGAGGGGGUUACGGCGGCGGCGGAGGUGGUGGCGCCUGCUAUAACUGCGGUGAGACUGGUCAUCUGGCUAGGGAUUGCUAUAAAGGCGGCGGCGGCGGCGGCGGCGGCGGAGGUGGUGCCGCCUGCUACAGCUGCGGUGAGACUGGUCACCUGGCUAGGGAUUGCUAUAGAGUCGGCGGCGGAGGUGGUGCCGCUUGCUUUAAAUGCGGUGAAACUGGUCACUUGGCUAGGGAUUGCUAUAGCGGCGGCGGCGGUGGAUCAUGCUACACCUGCGGCGAAAUGGGUCACUUCGCUAGGGAAUGCCCUAGCGCGAAGUGAGAUCUACCGUCUCCAAUCCUUCCUUCUCUUUUUGGAUCUUUUAUAUUUUUUUUAGCUCAGUUUUUUGGAUUGUUAAUGAGGGGUUUUAUCCUUUCUUUUUUUUCCCUCAAAAUGGAUUCUGGAAAUGGUCUUUGUUAUUUGUGGUCUGUUUCGGUUUUCCAAUAGAUUGUAGUUUUUGUUGGGGUCUUGUGUUGGGGUUUGGGGAGAACUAUACACUCUUUGAAUGUGUCUCUCUUACAGCCCCUUUUUCGAUAUACAUAUGCCUUCUGUUUAAUUGUUUGGUUCCAUUUGGUUU